AUGGAGAUGAAGGGGAAUAUUCGUACUGGCUCCGAUGGCUCUCAUUCCAGCCUGUCGCUCCCUCACCCCGGAGGAUAUCAGGCCACAGAAAAGCGCAGACUAUUACUGAUUUAUAUCCAUGGCUUUAUGGGAUCAGAAGCGAGCUUUCAUGACCUGCCGCUACAUGUUCAUGAUUUGUUAACAGCCUCGUUGGAUGAGUCACACGUGGUGUUUACCCGCAUGUAUCCGAGAUACAAAUCUCAAGGCGAGAUACAAACAGCCGUGGAUCAGUUUAGUGCCUGGCUAUCGCCACAUGAGGCAGAUGACCUGGAUGUCAUCUUGCUGGGACAUAGUCUCGGUGGAAUCCUAGCUGCAGACGUUGUCCUCUUACAGCAAGAUGGGCACCCAAAGCAUCGGAUUUUAGGCUUAGUAGGAUUUGAUGUUCCCUUUUUGGGGAUCCAUCCUCGUGUAAUAGCAACAGGAACCAUGAGCUUGAUGCCUCAGAAAGACGCGGCAGAUGAAGAGAAGCUUGCGCGAGAACAAGAGUCUCUGGGCUUGGAACCGGCAUUCAAGUCCGCCCAUUUCAGCCCCAACUUUGACCCACCAUUCAAGAAUGAUGUGCGUCUGGUCGACCGAGGCUUUCUCAGUGGUGUUUUGCAUUUUGUCAACAAAAACACUGAUCAUCUCUCACGAUCUAUCUUUGAUCGAGUCGUAUCACCCUUCAAAUUUGCUGGUUGUGUCAAUAAUUACUCUGAACUUCGUCGGCGAUACGGGCACUUGAUGGAGCUAGAAGCUGAGUCCAGUCCUUGGAGAGUACGAUUUGUCAAUUACUAUACCGCGAGCACUGGGCGCAAGCCACGACCACCCAAGCCAAAAGCCGAAAAGAAAGCCAAAAAGUCUAAAAAGGAAGACAAGGAGUCCGCAAGAGAGGGUGGAAUUGCCAUGGAUGAAUCUGCAACGAAAAUACAUUCGCACGAACACUCAGAUACGCCAAGUGGCUCUGAACAAACCGAUGUAACCACCGCCAUGAGCAACAUGGCAAUCGACACCAAGCCCUUGAAGUCCACCACUUCUCAUUCUUCCCUGGCAACCGAGAAGGCCGACGAUAACAACAGUACUCCGCUGGCGGAUCACACAAGUACCGCAGCGUCUGCCUCAACCUCAACCGACCAGAUAGAGAGCCAGUCUCUCUCAGAAAGCAUUUCUCUCUCAACUGAAAAUGGCUCUAUCACAACAACGGAGUCCACAGACCCUAAUAAACAACACCUCCGCAAGUUCAUACUCUUACCGUCACAUCAUUGGAAGUACAACGAUAACUCCCAUUGGGUGCCGAUAUUAAUGGAGGACAUGGACGAAGUCAUGGCACAUCAGUCUAUGUUUAUUCCACGUGGUGCAAACUACGAUCACCUCGUUGGAGAUACCGUUGGGCUAAUUGAGCAAUGGAUUGAGAACGAUCUCAGUCGACGAUAUCUCCAAGAAAGUCUUGACUGA
Messenger RNA from Penicillium psychrosexuale, 1470 nucleotides. RefSeq lists its product as uncharacterized. The coding region runs from base 1 to 1470 and encodes 489 amino acids. The record is from RefSeq and is a predicted model, not a curated record. NCBI's taxonomy places the organism in Eukaryota, Fungi, Ascomycota, Eurotiomycetes, Eurotiales, Aspergillaceae. The transcript is spliced from 2 exons.